AUGGUGUCGUGGCGUUGUGCAACGGCUUUACGUUAACAUAAUAAGGGAACACAGUACACGUAGAACGCUUUUCUUUAGUUCUAUAAUAUAUUAUAAACCCGCAUCGCAUACUAUAUUCAUGCAUUUUCAAGAGAUCAAAAUGAGGCGCGCUGGAUUAGGCGAAGGGGCACAAACAGGAAAUUAUGUGGCAAGUGGAUACAGUGUUCAUGAGGAAGAAAACGAACAUUUACAAGAGGGUUUAAGAGCCAAAGUCAGUGCUUUGAAACAUCUUUCAAUUUAUAUUGGAACUGAAGUUAAGUCCCAAAAUAAAGUGUUGCAAGAUAUGGACACAGAUUUUGAGUCUUCUGGUGGUCUUUUGGGGGCUACUAUGGGUAGACUGAAGCUUCUGGCCAGGGGCAGUCAAACCCGGAUCUUCUGCUACGUGUUUCUGUUUGCACUUUUUGUCUUCUUCGUCCUCUAUUGGGUGAUCAAACUUAGGUGAUACCGAUCUCUCCAAUUUGUGCCAUGCUUUUCUGGACCGUGUACUCAGGAUGAAAAGAGCAUCACUUUUUAUAAUGAAUGUGAAUCUGUAACGUCAUCCCACAUUUCUUUAAUUGAAGAUGUACAAUGUAGUGGAUGAUGCUCUUGCAAAUCGAGAAGGAAAAACACUGCCAUGGAUCAUUACCAUCCACCAGUCACACAUUUUUUAGAGUGUAAAAGGGUCUGAUGUGAUAUUUUCUUGAUCCGGUUAGUGGGGGAAAUGACAUUGCUUCUCAUACAUAGAAAGGUUUUCAUGUAGCUAGUAGUUCUGCAGGAUGUCAUCUGCAUGUAAAUUAUUUCAGUACUUCAAAUUGUGAGAAGGUAAAACCAUUAUCAAAUCUUUUGAUAAUUUAAGAAAUAGCAAUGAAUAAUAGUUUAUAUUGUUGAGUCUAACGUAGAUUCACUGUUUUCCAACCAGAACACAGGGAAGCGGCCGCUUCCACCUGAAGUUAACGUCCAUUCAAUUGUAGUUUUUGCUUAUUGACUCUCAAACCACUUUGAUCGAUGUGAAUUGGACUAAUAAGUAUGGAGAAAACGACAAACAACUGCACAACAUCCCUGUGUUUGGAAGACCAUGUUAGCUUAUGAUGGUUCAAACACAUAAGUCUGCCCAGUUCGUCUCUGGUUGCAACAUGUUCCCCACCAUAAUGUCAUAGUAGGGCACUAUUAUCACUGUUUACUGAAAUGGAUCGUGUACAUGACUUGUACCAAGUAUUUAUGAAAAAUUAAGGUAUGUGUACUUUAUAUAUAUAUAUAUAUAUAUAUACACACACACACACACACACAAAACCAAAGCUGAUCUGGAAGUAUUUCUUUUUAUUUUUAGUCAUUAAAGUUGCACUGUUCGGAACAUGGUGAGCUAACUUGGUGUUCGGAACACGGUGAGUUUAUGUUUCCCGCAGAAAGUAUUGAUACUGUUUGAAUAUGGAUUUACUCCACUGGAAAGCUACAUUGUUUUUUUUUUAUCCAUAUAUAGGCCAAACUAUUUUUGGAAAGGUGUAAGGGAAAACAUCAUAGACCAUUUCAUAUAGGGAAGAAACAUUUUGGGAUUAACUAAUAUUACUUUUAACUGCUGACAUUUGGGUCAAUGUACAAUUUUUGAAGCAGUCUUAAACUGUACAAUUCUUGUCUCGUUUUCCCCAAAAUGACACUUACCUUACCACUUACCUUUCAUCCAAGGAUAUGAUAUUUUUCUUCAGCAGGGGUGUUUAACUGAAUAUUUAUAUGUCCAGUAAACUAAAUGGAGCUGUUCAUAUUACUCUGGGUUUCAAAUAGCCAUCCAAUUUAAAGAAUGGGCGGCCUGUACCCAGUGGUUAAGGUAAAUGACUGAGACACACCCCGGUGUGGCCACAAUAAGAUCCGCACAGCCGUUGGGCCCUUGAGCAAGGCCCUUAACCCUGCAUUGCUCCAGGGGAGGAUUGUCUCCUGCUUAGUCUAAUCAACUGUACGUCGCUCUGGAUAAGAGCGUCAGCUAAAUGCCAAUAAUGUAAUGUAAUGUAAUUAGAGAACUGAUCAUAACACAUUUCUGGCGAAUGUGAAUUUGGACCCGGAAACUUUCACUUUGACAUAUGCAGUUCUUCCAUAUCGAGCUAGAUGUCCAGUGUCAUUUACAUCAUCUCUGUUUAUGUUCUCCUACCUGUAUGGAAUAACACAACACAAAUAAACUAUUUCUGUAUAUCA
Conger conger (European conger) is the source of this 2199-nucleotide messenger RNA. Its product is annotated as BET1 homolog. Gene Ontology annotation, molecular function: SNAP receptor activity. Bases 119 to 481 code for a protein of 120 amino acids. The record is from RefSeq and is a predicted model, not a curated record. NCBI's taxonomy places the organism in Eukaryota, Metazoa, Chordata, Actinopteri, Anguilliformes, Congridae. Gene Ontology annotation, cellular component: Golgi trans cisterna; SNARE complex. Gene Ontology annotation, biological process: endoplasmic reticulum to Golgi vesicle-mediated transport; vesicle fusion with Golgi apparatus. The transcript has 4 exons.